UAGCAUCCAUAUCACAACACAGUCCUUGGAAAGUUAGUCUUUGAAAAGCGAGAGAUAUAGAAAAGGAGUUGGUAUGGGAUUCAUUUCGAACAGAAUUAGAAGGGACAAGCUGCAAUCAGGAGAUCAUAUUUACUGCUACAGAGCUCUACACACGUAUUCCCACCAUGGAAUAUACGUGAAGGAAAACAACAAAGCUAGAGUGAUCCACCUCAGCAUAAAACCUAAAACAUGCGAAAACUGCCGUGGGGAACAACAAGCAGAGGAGAAGAAAGGGGAAGGAAUAGUGGUGAAAACCUGCCUUGCCUGCUUUCUGGAUGGUCACGGCCUUUUUCGCUAUGAAUACGAAGUGUCUAUAUCAAACUUCUUGCUACAAGUCCCAGGUACAUGCACCACACGCCCUGCCGAUGAGCGCCGCACGGUUAUCGAUCGCGCCUAUAAGAUGCACAAAACCAAUGGUUUCGGCGCUUACCAUCUUCUUAACAACAACUGUGAGACCUUCGCAGUUUACUGCAAGACUGGAAUCCCUUACAGCGUGCAAGUCAUGUUUGUGGAAAUCACUCUAAAAACUACUCUUGCAGACUUGGGACAACCCCAAUCCGUCAUGACCUUACUGGCAAAGAUCGCAGUGGCAAAUAGAAUGGAAGUCAUGCUACAGGUGAAUAAAUUAAUCUGUGGGCUUUCAAAGGACAAAAGAGUAGUGGAAAGCUGGUCUUCAAAGGACAAGGUGGUGGUGGAGAAUGGUAAUUGAUAAUUGAUAUUAUUACCAUUAUCGUUAUCAUAAAUACAUAGAAUUCCUAGUAAUUCCCUCAAUAAAAUAAUACCACACAAUGGUUGCAGUUUGUGCUCCUUGUUAUGUUGGGAUCUCUGUUUGUUUGUGUGUUAUGUUAGGAUCCACUGCUUGUUAUUUAGUUUCCCAAAAUGCAUAUGCUGUAACUUUUAUAUAUAGACAUAAAAUAAUGUGUCUGCGUGUUUGUACUUUGUAUGUAUAAAUAUAUUGUUGAAAAUUCUU
This is a messenger RNA of Ziziphus jujuba (common jujube), 1009 nucleotides long. RefSeq names its product protein LEAD-SENSITIVE 1. The transcript is spliced from 2 exons. The coding region runs from base 74 to 748 and encodes 224 amino acids. NCBI's taxonomy places the organism in Eukaryota, Viridiplantae, Streptophyta, Magnoliopsida, Rosales, Rhamnaceae. The record is from RefSeq and is a predicted model, not a curated record.